This is a messenger RNA of Prorocentrum cordatum, 375 nucleotides long. Lineage: Eukaryota; Dinophyceae; Prorocentrales; Prorocentraceae. The record is from the annotation of a GenBank genome assembly.
GUUGAGAGAGCAGUUGCACCAUGGUUCCAGCUAGCCCAGAUCGAGAAGGACGACAACUUCCUGUCUGCAGGCCCUGGUGGCGAACGGUUCACGUUCCGCAUCAAGGGGAACGCCGCGUAUGCGGCUAGGAAGGUGUCGCAAGCGAUCGGAGCUCUACGCAAACCCAGCGGUGAUUGGGAGAAGUUCAUCGUGUCCGACGUUCAGAGCCAAUCCGCCGAAUUGUUCAUCAGCACGGACAAGUCGCCGGCCAUGGUCAAGAAGGAGCUGGGCCUCAAGCAGCUUCGGAAGGCCUUUGAAGCUGAGGCCGCAGUCUUCAGUUAUUUCAGUGACAAGCAGAAGGGUGAGAUCAGUGCAAACUGGAAGCCGCUCGCGAAG